AUGGGGAGGAGAUUAACGGAAUUCCUCAAUUCAUCUUCUUCCGGCAAGUUCAGACUCAUACUAGUGGCCGCUUUCGCCGUCGUUUCCCUUCUCUUUGCUGCCGCCCUCCUUUCCCCGGAAAGCCCAUUUUUCUACCUUCCUUUGAGAAUAGCCUUAUCUUCCCGGCGGCCCAGAAUCUACGAUCCAACCUGCGACAGCCGCCGCGACCACCACAGCUACUCCGCUACUAAAUACCACAGAACCCCAUCCCCUCAACCGUCUCCUUACCUCCUCGCCAAGCUCCGCGACUACGAGGAUCUCCACCGCCGCUGCGGCCCCUUGUCUGACCCGACACUAAACCCUCAAGAGUUUCGCACCGACGACUGCAAAUUCGUCGUGUACGCGCCUUCCCAGGGGCUGGGGAACCGAAUCCUCGGGCUUUCCUCCACUUUCCUCUACGCCCUGCUCACGAAUCGGGUCCUCCUCGUCGAAUUCGGACCCGACAUGGAAGAUCUCUUCUGCGAGCCAUUUCCGAACUCCACCUGGUACCUGCCCGAAACUUUUCCUUUCAGAUUUCAGAAGGAGGAAGAUCAGCAGAAGAAAGAGGGGAAAUUUAGCCUCCUCGAUUCUUCGGCUCCGGCCCUCUUGCAGAUCUUCCUCCAAGAUAAGUACAACGAUUACGACAAGCUGUUCUUCAGAGACGAGAAUCAAGGGUUUGUCCACCGCGUUCCAUGGCUGGCUCUAGUACAUGAUGGGUAUCUCAUCCCCUGCCUUUUCCAGAUGCAGUCUUUUAGGUCCGAAUUGGAGAAAUUGUUUCCCGAUCAAGAAACCGUUUUCCACCACUUGGCGAAAUACCUACUGAGCCCUUCCAACGAAGCUUGGGAGCACAUCACCGGAUUCUACAAAGCUUACUUAGCCAAAGCAGAGGAGCGAAUUGGGUUCCAGAUUCGAGUCUUCGAGCCUAAGAAGACCACAUUUCCGGCCGUGAUGAAACAGAUCAUGUCCUGCACUCAGAAACACAGAAUCCUGCCGCAAUCCAGCGAGGUGCCCCUCCGAAACGGGACAUCGAAGUCUAUCUUUGUUGCAUCGUUGUCGCGCAAGUACUACGAGGAGAUCGAUUCGAUGUACGGUGAACGAAGUCAUGGCGGGAUUGCAGUUUACCAGGCGAGCCACGAGGGGAAGCAGCAUUUUGGGGAUAACUCGCACAACAUGAAGGCGUGGAUGGAUAUAUAUCUGUUGAGUAUGAGCGAUGUGUUGGUGACGAGUAGCAUGUCGACAUUUGGGUAUGUGGCUGCAGGGAUUGCAGGGGUGAGGCCAUGGAUUGUGAUGAUUCCUGAUCCGUACCAUCCCCGCGGGGCUGAUGAACCGUCCUGUGAACGGGCAGUCAAUAUCGAGCCGUGUUUCCAUUUCCCGCCGUGGUUUGCUUAUCCUGAUCAGCCGGGGACUGUUGGGCCUGUGGCUCGGUGUGAGGAUGUGUCGUGGGGGCUGAAGAUCGUCGGUGGAUAAAACGCAACGUCGGUAGAGUUUUUAGGGGUAGGUGAGAAAUGGAAAAUGGAUAGCUUUGCCA
Molecule: messenger RNA, 1546 nt
Organism: Linum tenue
Lineage: Eukaryota; Viridiplantae; Streptophyta; Magnoliopsida; Malpighiales; Linaceae
Source: the annotation of a GenBank genome assembly